Messenger RNA from Zeugodacus cucurbitae (melon fly), 2346 nucleotides. RefSeq names its product zinc finger protein 892 (gene prg). Gene Ontology annotation, biological process: regulation of transcription by RNA polymerase II. Gene Ontology annotation, molecular function: DNA-binding transcription activator activity, RNA polymerase II-specific; RNA polymerase II cis-regulatory region sequence-specific DNA binding; zinc ion binding. The record is from RefSeq and is a predicted model, not a curated record. Gene Ontology annotation, cellular component: nucleus. The transcript is spliced from 2 exons. Lineage: Eukaryota; Metazoa; Arthropoda; Insecta; Diptera; Tephritidae. The coding region runs from base 199 to 2214 and encodes 671 amino acids.
UGCGUUUUUAAGAACCCAAUUGUAUUGUUUUUCGCGUAAUAUUUGCCGUAUUGGAGUGCCGCGUUAAAUUCAUUUAUUUAUUGCUGAUUAGUUUGCUGCGCCAAAAACAUCAUAGUAGCUGAUGAUAUUAAAACGAAACAUAGUAGCCUAUCGUUUACGUGUAAAACUUAAGUGUGAGGAAUAUAAUUAUUUGCAGCGAUGGUCGAUCUCGAAAUGGUGGCUGCGCCAGCAGAGACUGCUGCAAUGGACAGCAGCACUGGACUCUGCCGCCUAUGUUUGCGUCACGAUAAAACAAUUGUGAAUAUAUUUGAGGAAGCACCAAAACCAAGCGAAGAAAAUACAACUGAGCCUGAAACGGCUACGAAAAAACCAAAUAUGGUUGAGCGCCUAUUUGAUUUGUUGGGCGUCAAGUUUCAACAUUCGACGGCCUUGCCGAGCAACAUCUGUCAGCGUUGUUUUGCAAUGAUAGAGGCGUUCACCGAUUUUCGUGAAAAUGUGCAGAGAUGUGAGACUGAGUUGCAGCGUUGGCUGGAACAAAACUACAAAAAGACAACAAAUGAGUUUGAACAGCGUCCGGGCCUCAAUGGGAAUCCUGGCAAUUUUCAACCCGAAGACGAUUGCGUAAUCACCGAAAUUGAUCCCAAUCAGGAUUAUGAAAGUUCCGAAGAUGAAUUUUCUAUGGAAUCUGAUUCGGAAACUGAAGAGCACUCACCUGCAACAACACAUUUGGCGCAAACUACACUUAAUACAGCGUCGAAUACAACACAACAUGAUUUUAAUAAUGCAACAGUCAAGUCAAUGGGCGCUGAUAUACACAAUGCUGAUAAUUCACAGAAUGCGAUGGAUGCAUCCUCAUCAUUUGCUGCGCUACCAGGCGGCGAUUCCUUUAUUGGUGGAGAGGUAGUGAUCAAGAAUACAUAUCUUUGUCAGUAUUGCGACAUGGCAUUUACAACGCAGCCAGAAUGCCAGGAACACGAAUCACAACAUGACAGCGCAGCGCCAUAUGUCUGCAGUUUCUGCUCUCAACGCACAUCCAGUCGUCAAAAUUUAAUUUAUCACAUCAAAGAAUUGCACGAUCCAGAACGACCGUAUGUUUGCGCUAUCUGCAAAAAGGGUUUCUGUCGACGCUCCGAUCUGAAGAAGCAUACAAUUGUGCACACCGGUGUGCGACCAUUCUCAUGUCCAGUAUGUGCUAAGAGUUUCUCGCGCAACACCAAUUUGACGAAGCACAUACGCAUACAUAGCAGCGUAAAGCCACAUGUAUGCACGCGUUGUCCACGUUCAUUCUCCAGCGCACCGGAAUUGAUGCGUCACAUACGUUCGCACACCAAUUCGAAACCAUUCCAAUGCAGUCGUUGUCCAAGCGCUUUUGCGCGUAAAGAUAAAUUACAUCUGCAUGAGCAGACGCAUUACCGGCGUGAUGCCGAAUUUUUAAACAAUCAAAAUAACGGUAGUGGUCUGAAGCCUGAGGAUGGUAACAGUAUGGGACAGACAGAAAACUUAGUAGUGUCACUCAAUCCGUAUGGUGAAGCCGACUCAGCGCAAUCACACGCGAAUAUGUCAUCGCCACAGGAUCAGUAUCGUCAGCAUGGCAUAUUAGCAGCGCAAUUGCAGCAAAGACCGCCGUUAUCGAAGCCACCGCCGCACAAGUCUUCACAUUCACGCUCCUUCAACUGCACAAUUUGCCAAAAGACAUUUACACGCGAACGCGAUUUGCAACGUCACCAGGCGCUACAUCUGGACACGCUAUUCACAUGCCAACAAUGUGGCACCGCUUUCAAUAGACGCGAAAAACUCGCACGCCACGAGCUGGAAUUUCAUGCGCCACAAUAUCCCUGUGACGUUUGUCGCAUGCAAUUCAACAAACACGAUGAAUAUGAGAGACACAUGAAAAUGCAUGAAUUGCAACAAACUGCUGCUAUAGCCACUCAGACAGCCAUAAGUGCCUCUACGGGUGUGCCUAGCGCGCCCUCAAGCAACAUUUUGGUUUUAGCUGGCGGUCCCAACACAGCCGGCGCCAUUAAUUUAGUGACAACUGCAGCUUGUAGCCCCGCCGCUGCUGGCACGCAUACCAGCGUUACUGCACCGAAAGACAUGUCAGCCACGCAGCAACGUCCAACCGCUGCCGAUAUGUCGUUUUACAGUCAACUGGUGCCUACCAUGAAUCUGGGCUUCUACAGCGAAACACGUCCGGAAGAUCGCAAUGGCAUAUAGGCAUGUGACACACAACGCAUUUACUAGCAUAUUAUACUUAUUUAACUUCGUCGUCAGCACGUUAAGCUGUUAAAACGUAAUCAUUAGAAUUAAUUGCGCGGAUAUUAUCAUAAAAUCUACAUUUAAUUUAUA